Messenger RNA from Amaranthus tricolor (Joseph's coat), 2587 nucleotides. RefSeq lists its product as uncharacterized. The transcript has 8 exons. Lineage: Eukaryota; Viridiplantae; Streptophyta; Magnoliopsida; Caryophyllales; Amaranthaceae. The record is from RefSeq and is a predicted model, not a curated record. Bases 390 to 2138 code for a protein of 582 amino acids.
CCCAAAUCCGGGUCCAACACGGGCCCAGAUCCGGGCCUAAAAGUAAUAAUGAAGGAUGGUCAAUGUAAGGUAGUGAUUAGUCAAAUACUCAAAACAAUGAAAAACUCCAUUAAUCCUGCAAAAGGCCGACAUCUAUAAAAGACGAGAUUUUAAUUUUAUUUACCAGUUGUUUAACUGUAACCAUCAUUUUUUUUUAUUAAGGUCUGAUCAAUUUAUUUAAACAUCCCUUCUUGAUGCUUAGAUAUUCAACAUCAUUUUAUUUGACCCACGACCCACCCGAUUAAUAAUUCAUUCAGUCCCACUUUUUUCUUCCUUUCAUCACGCCAUUGCCAUUUAAAUACUUCUCUUUCUUCAACUAUCAUGUGCAUUUGAGCUUACUUUCACCGUCAAUGGCGGAACUUAGAACCUCUAUUAGAGGUAGUCGAAGUCUUGGUCGAGAUAAAAGUCCUGACUCUGUGAUUUUGAAUUUUGAGUCUCAGUUUAGUAGUCUUUUUUCAUCGGCUUCUGUGAGUGUAGAUCGUUCUUCUUUCGCUUCUGAUGCUCAAGAUCAUGAUUCGUUUACUUCCGAAGUUUCUCAGCGAUUGAGUGUAGGAGGUAGUGGUCCAGAUCUAAAUCAACAAGUACUAAGCAACAAAAACAAUAACUGUAGGUUCGUCAGCGAAAAAGUUGAAAAAGUUAAAGACAAGAAAUUAGUACAUCAGUACUGUCAUCUUGAUCAUGAAAUUGAAACCUUAGAUUCUGCCAGAAGCUCCUUUUCACAAGCUCUUAAAGAAUGCCAGGAAAGAAGAUCUAGAUCUGAUGCUUUUAUUAAAAAGUUAGACCGGCGAAGACCGGCUUCAUUAGAUCUUAAUAACUCAUCUGGUGUUGCUGUGAAUGUGGUGAAUUCAUCACCUAAGUUUGGUGGAGUGAUGAAGAAAGUUUCAGGUUGUGCAGUUACACCUCGAAAAUCUGGGAAUUUUCCGAGCCCUGGAACGCCUAAUUAUCGCCAUGGGAGUGUCGGUAUUGCGAAAGGAUGGAGCUCAGAGAGAGUUCCAUUGCCUUCAAAUGGUACUAAUAGAAGGCAAAGUGGUGCUGCAUUGCUGCCCUUGACUAAUAAUGGAAGGGGGUUGCCUUCCAAAUGGGAGGAUGCGGAGCGGUGGAUUUUCAGUCCAGUGUCAGGGGAUGGAGGUGGGAGAGCAUCAUCAUCGUCGUCACAUCAACAGCCAAUGAGGCGGCCCAAGUCAAAGAGUGGUCCGCUUGGGCCGCCAGGGCUUGUGUACCAUUCACUGUAUUCGCCUGCAGCUCCUAUGUAUGAGGGAGGCAACUUUAGCAAUCAUAUGGCAGGAUCACCUUUUUCAACUGGAGGAAUGCUGGCAGAAGGUUGGUCUUUUUGUGUGAGCAGUGAAAGCAAAGGCUUUUCCAAUAAUUUAGAGCCUUGUAUUGCUCGUUCUGUGAGUGUGCAUGGUUGCACUGAUCUUGUCUGUCAAGAUUCAUCUCUGACCAGCUCUCAAGAUGAAAGAGUUGAUGACGUGAAGGAUGCUGCCACUACUGUCUCUCGUACUGUUUCUAGGAGAGACAUGGCAACCCAGAUGAGUCCUGAAGGUAGCUGCCAUUCCUCCCCUAGAAGGUCUUAUUUCUCCCAAUCCAACCCUUCCAAUCUACAAAUUAUGGAGGUGCAAAGUGUUGGUUCCUCAAAACCAGAAAUAAGAGAUGUGCAGGUUGAUGAACGAGUCACUGUGACGCGAUGGUCAAAAAAAUAUAGAGGGCGCAAUCCAAGUAAAGUAUCGGAGGAUGUUGAUGAGUGGAAAUUAAAAGCAGUAGAGCCACGUUCUUCUGCUUGGGAAGUGUCUGAGACUGUAAAGAGCCUGUCAAAGGCCAGGAGAGAUGAAGCUAAAAUCACUGCAUGGGAAAAUCUGCAGAAGGCGAAAGCUGAGGCAGCCAUAAGGAAACUUGAGAUGAAGCUGGAAAAGAAAAGGUCGUCAUCAAUGGAUAAGAUUUUGAAGAAAUUGAGAUCUGCUCAAAAGAAAGCCCAGGAUAUGAGAAGUAGCAUACUUACUAACCAGGCUCUUCAGGUGUCUAAAACUGGAAGUAGUACAAUGUCGUUCAGAACUCGUCAGAUGGCUUCCCUCAGUGGUUGUUUUACGUGCCACGCUUUUUAAACAAAAGAAGAUUGCUACCGACAAAUGGUGUUUGGCUUGCAUCGUUCCUUCAGUUGAAAGCAAUAGCAUACAACUGAAUGACUGAUACAUAGCUGAUAGCAUGAUGGCUUGCUUCAAUUCAAUACUACAAUGACUAGCUAAACGAGUGGCGCCUAUUCAGCUUAAUUGCGCGCAUAAGAUAUAUUGUGGAAAUUUGGUUGGUUUUCUUGUCUCUUUACUUUCUUCUUUCCUUUUUUUUGGGUUGGGGAAAAUGACUUGGAAGGAUCGGAAUUAUUUUUUAUUUAUAUUAUCAAGAAAUGAGUUUGAUAAUAAUGUAUGGGCUGUAUUUGUAGUAUUCCUUCUAUUUAUUUUCCCUUAUAUCUUGUGGGAUGUUUCAUAUAUAAUGUAUAUGAAUGUUUUGAUUGUCAUCAAAUAUUUCCGCUGCUCAAAAUAUGAGCUGAUCGAGUGUA